Acanthamoeba castellanii str. Neff is the source of this 246-nucleotide messenger RNA. RefSeq lists its product as uncharacterized. The transcript has 2 exons. NCBI's taxonomy places the organism in Eukaryota, Discosea, Longamoebia, Acanthamoebidae. The annotation marks the transcript as partial. The record is from RefSeq and is a predicted model, not a curated record.
AUGCUGCAGCCGCAGAAUCCCUGGGAGACAGGAGAGCUGGCAGGCCUGAUGGGCCUCGCCAAGGACGAGGGCGAGGUGGUCAGUACCUGGUCCGUAGGAGUGGGCUUCGACCACCAAAUGGCUCCCGUCCUGCGCGGCAAGGUGGAGCCACGGCGCUACCGGAAGACGAUAACCGAGUUGAAUCGCAUAACGCGAAAGGAGAACGUGUACAACUACGUCUUCACGCUGCUGCUGCUCAUCUUUGUC